CCACCAAGGUUAGUCAUUAACCUUGUCUUCUCAGUCACUCAGGGCACCGAAGAAAGCGGACAGCAUUGUGUCCGAGGCAUGCUGCCGCCCGGCCGCCACAUCUCACCAUGGGCGACUGGAACCACUGCACACACGAGCGGGCUUUGUCCUCGGAGAGCGGCGUUACCGUAGUGUUUCACAAAGUUGACAGCCAUGGGGACACAAACAGCGGCGGCGACGACGACAGUGGCGAUGAUGAACGGACAGCAGCGACGAUUCACUUACAAACGAACUGCCAUGUGUCGUCGUGUGAUUUGGAUGGUGAUGCUGAGGGAGCGAGAGGAAGCACCGAAAAUUCACCGGAAAGCAGCGAGAGCCAAACGCUAUGCCCGUCGGCGUUUUGCGUCAGAAGCAGGCUCGCAUCCCCAGACGGAAGCGCACGUGAAGACUCAGAGAAACUAAAGAGAUGUCCAGGUCUUGGUUUGUUCUAUGCUUUCCUGGCCACAGUUUUCUUUUCUAUCAUUGCCCUCAUGGUGAAAACCAUCCAGGGAGUCCACGCCAUAGAGAUCAGCGCCAUACGCUGCUUCUUCCAGAUGCUCUUCAUUAUGCCGUUACUCAUCUACCACAAGACAGGUUUCCUCGGUCCCAGGGACAAACGAAUAUAUCUGGUUCUCCGGGGUUUCCUCGGUUCCAAUGCCAUGAUCCUGCUCUUCUAUGCUGUUCAGCAGAUGCCGCUUGCAGACGCCACAGUCAUUAUGUUCAGUAAUCCAGUCUUUACCUCCCUCCUGGCCUGGGUCUUCCUAAAGGAAAGAUGCACAAUCUGGGACUGUGUCUUCACCGUUUUCACCAUCACUGGAGUCAUCCUCAUCGCCCGGCCGCCGUUCCUGUUUGGCGAGGAUCGACAUGGCAUUGAGGGAAACUACACAAACCACAUCAAGGGGACGAUCGCUGCGUUUGCAGGUGCCGUUGGAGCUGCUUGUACAUUUGUUCUUCUCCGCAAGAUGGGGAAGAGCGUCCACUACUACCUCUCUGUGUGGUACUACGCCGUCAUUGGUUUCAUUGAGUGCCUCAUCACCGUAUCCAUCCUCGGGGAGUGGAAAAUCCCGUUCUGCGGCCGUGAUCGCUGGCUGCUGAUGCUCAUCGCUGUCCUGGGCAUCGCCGGACAGACCUUCCUCACAAAGGCGCUGCAGAUCGAGAAGGCCGGACCCGUGGCCCUGAUGAGGACUAUCGACGUGGUGCUGGCGUUCAUCUUCCAGUUCAUUUUCCUCAACCGCGCACCGACCAUGUGGAGCCUGGCGGGGGCGCUGUGCGUAGUGGCGAGCACGAGUGGAGUAGCGCUCCGGAAAUGGUACAGCAACUCUCGCAAGAGCUGACAAGGAGAUGCAAAAUAGAAUACUCUGGUAUUACUAUUUAUUCUUUUUUCAGUAUCAUAUGUUCUUGAUUUAUUCUGUAUUUUACUUGUUACUUCCAUGCAAACCUUUCAGGAGGUUUAAGCUCUUUGAACAGUAAAAAUAGGAAUAUAGGAUGAUCUACUAGGGUCCGUUAUGAGUUAUUGAUAUACAUGUUGAUUCUUGAGAGUCAACCUGUGUAACAUAUUGUUAUGCAUUUAUUGUUGUGUAAAUUAAUUACCACAUCUCCAACAGAAAGAGGGGCCUGAACUUACUGUUUACUCAACACUGAUUUCUAUUUACCCUUUAAUAAAAUAAGACAUACAUGGGACUGAAAGAGAGAAGUUUACUACACUGGGACCAUCUAUACUGUGUUACAUAACUUGGCAAUAAUGGUAAACUGAAAAAAGUAUACAACAUAUUUCAUUCUAUGUAGUAUGCACCAGGCUACAUAAGCCCUAUAGGGAAAGUGAGAAAAAAAAUCUGGUGAUCCAUUUUCUAAGUCUGAUCAAAAUUGUUUCUCUCUUGUGAGAACAGGUGAAAAUAAGGAUUAUAGCAACUACUAAACGUUAAAUAAGAGGCUAAGUGGGCUCUUUACUGUGACGCGUUCCAAAUAAUACUCCCAUAGAAUCCAUGAGGUUCAGAUGCAUUAAACUGGUUUAUUAUGCAAACAAAAAAUUAACUGACAAGCAGUUGGUAUAUGAGAAGAAAAAAAAAAACAGAAAAAGUUAAUGUAAAAGAGUAUUCAAGUUGACAGUCUAGAGACGGUCAACAUAAAAAUAUCGGAGCCUACACUCACCCUUUUUUUUUCUACCUCCCGCCAUACAACUGAGCAGGUAAAUAGGUGAGACCACACACCUGUUCCAUCACCGGAAGUGACAUAUACCAAACAGAUGUGUGAAGCCUAACAAAAUAAACAACUUAGGCAAAAAUACACAUUUUGACUCCUACAAGGAUAAUCCUUUGUUUUCAUCUUUGAGGAGAAGAAAAAAGUUUGGCCAUAAUAACUCACUGUGAAAACCAGUGAGGAAAGUUUUGGCAGGUGAAUUUUUUUGGUCAGGAUAAAGUGUUUGUUUGUACUCAUUUCGGCCGUAACCUAAAGAAAUACAGUCGUUUCAUUUCACACUGUUAACAAAGUGUUUAAAACAGUGACUAUUCAUAUUUAGUAAGAUGUACAAAUUCCCAUGCAUUACUUUUUGUAGGAAAUUAUGCGAACACGUUCAGAAGUAUUAAUUCAUAACCACAGGAAAGAAAACAAUUUAGAGCAAACUGAGAAGAUGGAUCAUCCAAAUAAAUUCUCAUGUCUUUCACACUACUAUCAAAUUAAUAUCUGCAAAAAAUACUUAUCAAAAUGUUUGUGUUGCUGAAAUACAACUAUUAAAAAAGUAAAAGUCAUUCACAGGAAUAAAAUUAAAUGUAAUGCAAACCAGUUCAGCAGUUUUAGCAGUUCAAUUCUCAUUUGUUUUUAGACAAAGAAAACCCUGUUUAGUAGGAAAACAUUGCAGAUAUCCAAGUCAACAAAACAAUAUAUUAAAAAAAUUAAAUCCUAAAAUUGGUUACAAGUUUUUCGGUGAAAACAGGGUCUAGCUGUACGAUUCACUCUCUCAUUAAACUGUUUUUUAAUGCUGAAAUAUGAACGACACCUGAAUCCAGCCCAGUGUUCCUAUCCAUCAAGAGUUUAUUCCUUUGUGAUUUUUGAUUUUAUUUUUCCGUCUCCUCUAAUGUAUUUCAAGAUAAUAAGCUAACAUCUGUUAUUAUCCAAUCCAUAGUUGAUAAGUUCUUAUAUUUGAAGUGCCUUAAGUAAGACCUUUGACCUCCAGCUUCCCUCAAUGGAGCUGCUCAUUAACCAGCAACUUGUACUGUUCACCUCUCAGUCUGAUAGUGCAUAUUAAUAUGAAUAUAAAUAUGAAAUAGGGUGCCUCUAAAAAAUAAAAAGUCAACGCAUUAACUGAUUUUUUUUAUCCCCACACUUGAGGCCACACUGAUUUCUUCACUAUCUCAUCUUCAUGUCAUCCUUAAGCAUGGAAAUAGUCUCCUCAGCAGUCUAAAAAUAUAUUUGCUACGAUGCUCAUAGAGGGGUGUUGUUUGCUUUUUGUUUUUGCUCGAGGGUAGAGAAGUGUCAGUAACCUGUCACUAUAAUGCAACAAAUUAAGUGAGCAUCCGAACAGCUGCACACACGGAUUGCUUGACGAUUACUUUCUCCUCCUGGAGAGAAAAAGGAGACGUGGAUUUACAUCAAAACAUUGUAGGUUUUCCCAAUAUGAAAAUAUCCCGCGUCAGUCAGUUUAAUAGUAGCGACACAGUUAGACUUUGUCACCAAACUAGAAAGCUAAAGGUUUCACACUUGAGUUUCCUUGUUUUUGUGAUACUCAGUGACUCAAAACAGCCGUGUGUGAUUCUUGUGCUGUGUUGUAU
This is a messenger RNA of Centropristis striata (black sea bass), 3782 nucleotides long. RefSeq names its product solute carrier family 35 member G1 (gene slc35g1). Bases 108 to 1352 code for a protein of 414 amino acids. Gene Ontology annotation, biological process: regulation of cytosolic calcium ion concentration; calcium ion export across plasma membrane. Gene Ontology annotation, cellular component: plasma membrane; endoplasmic reticulum membrane. The transcript has 5 exons. The record is from RefSeq and is a predicted model, not a curated record. Lineage: Eukaryota; Metazoa; Chordata; Actinopteri; Perciformes; Serranidae.